AUGACGGCCAAAGAUAAAGAAGAGAAUCUGAAUGCGGUAUUGUUGUUGGAUGAAAAGAAAGUUACAAGUCCGCCAACAACUGAUAACACUGUCGAACAGUAUGUUAUUUUAUUAUGUUUUCUUAUCUUUUCUUUAGGGUUCAAGGCUUAUCAACGAAAGAUUAUGUCAUCGUAACUGUUUUGUUCGCCAUCAACCUUCUGAAUUACAUGGACCGGCUUACUACAGCUGGUUAGUACAUUAAAUUAUCAAAUGACACCUCUUUUUUUAAAUAUGAGAUCUGUUAUAAUCCAUAUACCAUGUGUAAUAUAAGACCCGAUCGUUUUAGGCAUCUUAACGUCUAUCCAAGCCUUUUACAACCUCCACGACUCAGAAGCAGGCCUUAUUCAGACAAUAUUCAUCGUUGUUUUUAUGUUAUUUGCGCCUUUAUGGGGCUAUCUUGGAGAUCGGCAUAAUCGUAAAUGGCUGAUGACUAUUGGAUUAGCCAUGUGGGUGGCAGCUGUGUUACUCUCAUCUUUCUGUCCUCCAAAAGUAAGUUAAGUUUCUAUUUGUUUCUUUUUAUUUUAGAUGUUCUACAUGUUCCUGUUGUUACGUGGAAUUAUGGGUAUUGGAAUGGCUUCGUAUUCAAUUAUCGCGCCUACUGUAAUCGCCGACUUCUUCGUAGCGAGUAGAAGGAGUAAUGUCCUCAUGUUUUUCUACUUUGCCAUUCCUAUUGGGAGGUGAGUCCUUGUGUUAUUCUGUAUAUGACUUAUCUGAUCUGUAACAUAUCUCAUUUUUUAUGUGUAGCAUAACCGUCCUUGUGUUUCAGCGGUCUUGGUUACAUGGUGAGUGGACUGGUCGCUGGACUGACGGGUGAUUGGCAAUGGGGAAUAAGAGUUACCUCGUUCUAUGGUUUUGUCUGCAUAUUGGCUAUUAUUUUCGCUGUUCCCGAGCCAAAUAGGGAGAGAUCCUCAGAGAAUGAUGAGAAUCUGGACUCGUCGUAUCUGCAUGACAUCUUUUAUCUUCUUAAAAAGUGAGUUAGUCCACAUACUCUCACCAAGUUUGUAGUAAAACUUAUGUUUUCUCGACUCUCGGGGUGACUUUUGUUAUGUUUGUGGCCGGAACUUUGUCUUGGUGGGUUCCCACAUUGAUUAAUCAUGCUGUCGCUGCAAAGCAAGGUCUUAAUGAUACCAGUUUGCUUGCCAAGGAGUACACAGAAGCGUAAGUUUGUAGCUUAAUCGGCAAUUGAUAUUAUCAUUCAGGACUGGUCUCUACUUUGGAGCAAUCACUUGCAUCUCCGGCCUUGUUGGAGUUGGUCUCGGAUCAAUUUCUUCUAGUCUGUGGAAAUCAGGAUCCCUGUGUUUUAUGGGCAAGAAGACCAAGCGAGCGGAUGCCUUGGUUUCUGGUAUUGGCUCGGCCGUCGCUGCUCCAUUACUUCUGAUAAUUUGCAUUAUCAUCUACUCAAAUAUGACACUCGCUUGGGUAGGUUACUAACGUAAAUAAUAUCGUCACUCUUUCUAGAUCUUAAUUUUGUUCAUGAUUACUGCCAUUUGCCUGAACUGGGCGAUCGCUGUCGACCUUAUCUUAUACAUCAUACCUCCAUCCAAAAGAGGAGCUGCCACCGCUUUCCAAACCUUCAUUGGGCAUGCUCUUGGUGAUGCGUCAGGACCUUAUAUCAUCGGAAUCAUAUCUGAUUGGGUUCGGAAAGAUGAUGAGAGUCCGUAUGGGAAGUUCCACUCGCUGAUCAUCUCCUUUUACGUCCCAAAUGUGUUGUUGGUCCUGAGUGCCGUUGGUUUCUUCAUCUCUGCAUACACAUUGAGUGGGGAUCUGAAGAACUUAGAAGGUCAAAAGUAAGAACUAGUUGAUUAAAUCACAUAUGUUUUCAGUUCAUCCAAAUCGAACGAAGUCGAGGGAUCGGACGAGAAGAAGGAUGUCAUCUCGUUGUAA
Bursaphelenchus xylophilus (pine wood nematode) is the source of this 1923-nucleotide messenger RNA. The record is from the annotation of a GenBank genome assembly. NCBI's taxonomy places the organism in Eukaryota, Metazoa, Nematoda, Chromadorea, Rhabditida, Aphelenchoididae.